Messenger RNA from Trichoderma breve, 2439 nucleotides. RefSeq lists its product as uncharacterized. The record is from RefSeq and is a predicted model, not a curated record. The coding region runs from base 1 to 2439 and encodes 812 amino acids. The transcript has 3 exons. Lineage: Eukaryota; Fungi; Ascomycota; Sordariomycetes; Hypocreales; Hypocreaceae.
AUGGAAACAUCCAUCAUCGCGAAACUAGCAGGCAUCACAAAUGAGCUUACUUUAGCGGCCGCUAAGCUUAACUUUGACUUCACACUCAUCAAGGUGGAGGCACCCAAGGAAUACAGUGGAGUGAAUGAUAGUCUUAGUGAAGCACGACGGGAGAAUGCCGAGAAUGGUGCUCUUCAUAGGACGGCAAGGAAGCUCGGGGCUCUGUUUGACGGAAUACCUCCCUCGGCCGGGCAUUUGCUUGCAGCUUAUGGGAAGCGGGUCAGCGAAAUCUGCCAGAAGGCAAAAAUAUCCCCCCAAGACAGAGAGCGCCAUGGCAUAUUCGCUAGAUAUUGCGGUACCGACUCGGGUGGACUAUGGGCCGCCGCGACUUCUGGCACAAAUGCAAUUGCAGUUCACCUACUCGCCUGUAUGAUGGCAGAAGCAUUUAAAGCACCAGAAUCUGUUUCCCUCUGGUGUGAACUUAUUGAGCGGAGGAAGGCUGAAAUAGGAAAUACUCUGGACCAGGCUGGAUCAGUUGACAUGGCAACAUUACUUGCUUGCAAACAAGAAUUCUCCCGAUCUGAACUUGCAGCGUGGGACAACAGCGCCAGAUCCUGGAUCCAAACAGCAAACAAUAAAACGAGGGAUCAAAGAAAUACCGUAUUGCAUUACACUGACAAAACCGGCUUGGCUGUGAAUAGAGAUUUCGAGCCUUAUCAGAGUGUUACGCUUGCCUGGAAAGAUGCCAUGUCUUCGAUGGACUCAUUGAUCAUGGGUGUUCCACAGAAAGUGAGAAACGGUGCGAUACUCUUAGCAAUGAGAUCUUGGCAUCUGUAUCCGGAUUUAUGCAUCUUGGAUCAUGGUCCAGAUGUCAUAUCUCAGAAGGAUGGGCUUUUCCCAACAUCUGGGAUAAUAACCAUCGACCUUGAGCAUACAGAUGAUACUGCUGGCAGUAUUUCAUGGUCCCUGCCUCUGUCUUACUUGCGUUACUACGGAGAUCCGGUCAUUGUCAAUCAAACACUUGGGGUGGCCUCUGAUCGAAUCUCCAUGGAUCAAUUUCGCUUUGUCCUGCUUGGAUGUGUCAUUUGCACAUGGUCUAAAUUCACCAAGUCAGUUGAUGAAGCACUCGAUCUACUAAUGACACUAGUAAAAGCGCUUCGGUGGCCUGAGAGAUCAACCCCAGAUCCGUCAAAUUUACAGCGCAUGCAAAAGAUCACGAGCAAAACUUCAUGGCUGGGGCAAAUUCUGACUGCAGCUGAGGAUCUCUCAUCUGGUGGCGAGAUUGAGAGAGCGACAGCGAGAAAAUUGAUGGGAUACGGCCGUCGUUAUGAUUUCUGCAUCGGUGAUAGUGAGGUUGCAGAAAUAGUAAGCAUUGGACCAAUGACCCGUAUCGGCACAGACCCUGAUCCUCGCAGGGCCCAGCUUGGCCACGGUUCAAGGGAUAUUGGUCGCUAUUUUUCUGCAGAUAUUCUCAAGGAGGUACUCGGAAUGUAUCAUUUCGAUUACGUUAAGCUCACCGACUGGUUUGCGACGCACAUGAGAGCACUGCACCCAGUCUUCCUACGAUCAUUGCGUGGUUGUGCCUCAGCAGUCGAGAUGUAUGGACGUCUUCCUGAUGCAACCGUCGAUCCAGAAAUUAUUAGUAAGAUCUCGUUGAGCGAUGCGUCAUGGAUAUCUUCAAGAGAAGAACAGCAUUCAUCUCCCUUGCGACUGACACUCACGAGGCCAGAAGCAUUUGCGUGUAUCACUAUGUUUGAAUGCGGCCGAUUACUAGAUGUGGGGCAUUUCCAAGAAGUGUUUGCUAUCACUUCCAAUGAUGCCAUCUUCGUGGCAACUCCACUACUGGCUGACCCAUACGAAGCUCCAAUCGAUACCGAGAUCAAGCGAGUUUCAGGCAACAUUGGGAAGCCAGGCGUGUCACUCCUUGUUCCUCCACCGGAACCCAGAAUUCGAGAGGCGAACACUGGUGAAUGGAACUUAUUGAACCACAACAGCUUUUCGGGAGAGGCCGAGGACAAUUUCCCCAAAACUUCAAUGCAUCUAAGUCUUACUCAAUAUCAACAAGGCUUACUCGAUCGGACCACAAAUCAACACUACAUAGAUAACAACACGGUAUUACAUGAGGCGCUCGUUCAAGUCUUUGACAGCUCCAAAUGGGUCGGCGACUUAAACCUUUUAUCUACUCUCAGCAGUAGUCUAAUAUCUCGUGUUGAAUGUCAUUGCCGUGAAGAUGCGUCUGCCGAUGAACAGUCAUUUGAUUCAUCUCUCGCAGCUCUGCAAAAGUCAUUCAGCAUGAUUAUAGUUGAUAACUGGGAGGAGCUGCUGAUACCACCGCUGGAUCCAGCAAUUUCCGUCGUGCGAGCGGCGGACAAUUGGAUAGGCAGGCUGGCAGCCGCUGGCAUAAGUAUUCGCUUGAAGGCAGAAGAGGAGGAUCUCGGAAAGUUAGUUUUGAUAUUGUAA